This is a messenger RNA of Archocentrus centrarchus (flier cichlid), 2269 nucleotides long. It is a transcript of the gene nr2f2, whose product is annotated as nuclear receptor subfamily 2, group F, member 2. The record is from RefSeq and is a predicted model, not a curated record. Gene Ontology annotation, biological process: regulation of DNA-templated transcription. Lineage: Eukaryota; Metazoa; Chordata; Actinopteri; Cichliformes; Cichlidae. Gene Ontology annotation, molecular function: DNA-binding transcription factor activity; zinc ion binding; sequence-specific DNA binding. The transcript has 3 exons. The coding region runs from base 774 to 2045 and encodes 423 amino acids.
UAUAGAGAGCUCAGUGAGCUGAUCAGAGAGAAAGCAUUCUGCCAGCCCGGCUCCUACCAAUCGCAAAUCACUUCCUAACCUCCGCCUUUUUAACAUAUUUGAUCACUUUGAUUCUCUACUCCUUUUCCUAUUAUUUUUCAGUGCUCGGAGGAGGUUUGUAGGUUGUGAUCUUUGUUUUUUUGUUUUAGUGCUUUCGCUUUUUGGGGGAGAGUUGUCUUCAUAUUCCAAGCUCUCAAAACAUUGGCUUCAGCUGCGCGCUUGCUGGCGCUACCUCACAAGGAGAAAAGGAAGAAGACGCAGUUUUUUUUUACCCAGUUGGUGAUUUUCUCCAAGACUUGUGCUGGAACUUGAUAGUAGCUGCUACAGUGUGCUCACUAAUUGUUUUAUGCUGCUGCGGGCACGGUCUUAUCAGCCUGCUCCAUCAUCCACUGAAUAGUCCAUGCUACCUCGGUUGGUUAUUUUUGAGUAUUUAACCCACCUUUCCCAUUGAUGGGUGUACUGGAUGGCUGACUGUAAGCGCCCCUGGACUUGGCCUUUAAGCGCAAGGCAGCGACUCAGCUCGCCAUCGCAUCAGUUUUGAAAACGUGCUUCGCAACGUCUCCAACAGCAAUAAAUCGACAGUUUUCGGGAGAUUCAGACUGGAUUCAGCGUAGGCUAGAUCUGACAUUUUGUGUGUCCGACUGUUAAUCACAGUUUACCGCGUUUCCUUGAGACAUUAUUCACCGCGACACCAAAACGGCAGACAAAAAGUUUCUUUACGUUGACUGAUAGAUAUGGCAAUGGUAGUGUGGAGAGGCUCCCAGGACGAUGUGGCUGACACCCAAGGCACCCUUUCCUCGCAAACCCAAGGAGGACUAUCUCUUCCCACACCUCAAGCAGGCCAGUUGAAUCUGACAGCCUCUCAGGUCGCCCCUCCGACCCCUCAGACUCCGGUCCAAGGACCCCCGAACAACACACAGUCCACGCCGACGAACCAGACGUCGCAGCAGUCGGAGAAACAGCCACAGCACAUUGAAUGUGUGGUCUGUGGGGAUAAAUCUAGCGGUAAACACUAUGGCCAGUUUACUUGCGAGGGGUGCAAGAGCUUCUUCAAACGGAGCGUACGACGGAACCUCACUUACACAUGCCGUGCCAACAGGAAUUGUCCAAUCGACCAACACCACCGCAAUCAGUGUCAGUACUGCCGCCUCAAAAAAUGCCUUAAAGUCGGCAUGAGACGGGAAGUUUCUCUUUUUACUGCAGCCGUGCAAAGGGGACGGGUGCCACCCACACAGCCACACCACGGCCAGUUCGCCUUGACAAAUGGAGACCCACUCCACUGCCAUUCCUACUUAUCCGGAUAUAUCUCUCUUCUGUUGAGAGCGGAGCCCUACCCGACGUCCCGGUAUGGCAGUCAGUGCAUGCAACCCAACAACAUAAUGGGUAUCGAGAACAUUUGUGAACUAGCAGCCAGGAUGCUCUUCAGUGCCGUGGAGUGGGCCAGGAAUAUUCCCUUCUUUCCAGACCUUCAGAUCACAGACCAGGUGGCUCUGCUGAGGUUGACGUGGAGUGAGUUAUUUGUGCUCAACGCCGCGCAGUGCUCCAUGCCCCUGCAUGUGGCUCCACUCCUAGCGGCGGCUGGCCUUCACGCCUCCCCCAUGUCUGCGGACAGAGUGGUGGCCUUUAUGGACCACAUUAGGAUCUUCCAAGAACAAGUGGAAAAGCUCAAAGCUUUGCACGUUGACUCUGCUGAAUAUAGCUGCUUAAAGGCAAUUGUGCUCUUCACUACAGAUGCUUGUGGCCUCUCAGAUGUGGCCCAUGUGGAAAGUUUGCAGGAGAAGUCCCAGUGCGCCCUGGAGGAAUAUGUCCGGAGCCAGUAUCCCAACCAGCCAACACGGUUUGGGAAGUUGUUACUCCGCUUGCCUUCCCUCCGCACAGUCUCUUCCUCGGUCAUAGAACAAUUAUUUUUCGUCCGAUUGGUAGGUAAAACCCCAAUUGAAACUCUCAUCAGGGAUAUGUUGCUUUCGGGGAGCAGUUUUAACUGGCCUUACAUGCCAAUUCAGUAAACCAAGACGGAGACGAAUAAACAAAAGGUGGGGUUGGGGGGCUACGAGACUACAAUGAUUAUAGCUGCUUUUGUGGAAGGAAUAAAAAACCAACCGGCUGUUACACGGGGCUGGCUUUCAUGAAGAAAGACAUUGACGUAAAUGACUGUGAAUUACCCCCUACUCCAAAAAAAAAAAAAAAAAAAAAAAAAAUUAAAAAAAAAUUGAGACAUCCACUGAACUUU